CGUAAACAAAUGAUUACAUUGACAUUAUAAGUAAAUGUAUUAAUUGUGGGAUGGAUUAUGUGUUUUUAAUUAAAAAAAACGUAUUCAAUUCUAAACCUAAGGGAUAAAAUGGAUAUUAGUAAUGAAAAACCAAAUGUGAGCAGUGACCAAAAUGAUAUAAAAAUAGUCGCUCGUGGACGCGGCAAAGUGUUACUCUACAACGGCCACCAAUAUUAUUUCCACGUGCGGUAUAAAAACAACAAUUGUUUGUGGAGAUGUAAAAAUUACAAAACCUUUAACUGUACUGGAUCCGUUACGAUUACCCAGGAUCAGUCAAAGUUGGUACAACAAAGGCAGCAUUCAGAGAACUGUUUACCAGACGAAAAUGAAAACAUUAUGUGUAUUAUCACAAGCUCAAGCUUAGACAGAGCAGCAUCAAAUGUCGAAGAGACAGUACCUGCGGUUUACAGAACUACCAUAGCAUCAAUGAAAGAUACAGGACUACACUUGAUUAAGAAAUUACCCACGUAUAACAAAUACAAAUGCAAAGCAUACAGAAGAAGAAGGAAAUUGGCAGGAGUUGAGAAGAUGGCAUACAAUGACAUGAAAGAAGUUGAAGUGCCUCCAGAUGACUUCCUUCUUGCUGAUUACCGUGAUGGCAACGAUCGUAUCCUGAUUUUUGCUCUAAAAGAAGCGAGGGAAAUUGUGCUUAACGGAAAAGUGUUCUUAUGUGACGGGACCUUCAAGAAUUGCUUGAAACCGUUCUAUCAGCUUUAUAUAAUUCCUGCGCCCGUGCCUAUGUACGUCAAAGUAAAAGACGCUAAACUAAAAGACGUGAGAAACCUACUCAACACACAUUAUGUUGAACAAUGGGAAGCACGAUCAGAAUUAAAAUAUUUCAAAGAAGUUUUUGAUAGGCCAGCAGAGUUACAAAACGCAAUGGAAGAGGAAAUUUGCGAGGUGCUAGAGGAAGCACCUCAUUUAAUGAUAUAA
Molecule: messenger RNA, 972 nt
Organism: Hyposmocoma kahamanoa
Lineage: Eukaryota; Metazoa; Arthropoda; Insecta; Lepidoptera; Cosmopterigidae
Exons: 3
Coding region: 109-972 (287 amino acids)
Source: RefSeq, a predicted model, not a curated record